Molecule: messenger RNA, 1632 nt
Organism: Aureobasidium uvarum
Lineage: Eukaryota; Fungi; Ascomycota; Dothideomycetes; Dothideales; Saccotheciaceae
Source: the annotation of a GenBank genome assembly
AUGUCUACCAAAAGUACCACAAGUAUGGAGAAGGAGCCGAGAACCGACGCAUCGCCACCAAAGAGCGAGGAAGAUGCAUAUCUCACCGGCCUCACCCUGCUAAGUGUGCUUGUUGGAAUAGUACUCGUUGUCUUCUUGUUGAUGCUGGAUACAUCUAUCGUGGCCACGGCUAUCCCACGAAUCACCACCAGAUUUCACUCUCUUGAAGAUGUUGGCUGGUACGGCAGUGCAUACCUGCUCGCCAAUUGCGCUCUGCAGCCCCUUGCUGGCAAAAUCUACAAGGAGUUUAGCUACAAGUGGACCUUCCUUUGGUUCUUCGCCGUCUUCGAACUCGGAUCCCUUCUGUGUGGUGUCGCUACCUCUUCGAACAUGUUCAUCAUCGGAAGAGCAGUAGCUGGACUGGGUGGUGCUGGCUUGAUGAAUGGCGCCCUCUCGAUCAUUGCGGCUUCUGUACCCCUUGAGAAGAGACCCCUUUACAUGGGCUUCAUGAUGGCUUUCAGUCAGCUCGGCAUACUGUUUGGUCCCCUGAUUGGCGGUGCUCUCACCGAAUACGCAAGCUGGAGAUGGUGUUUCUAUAUCAACCUUCCUGUUGGCGCUGUUGUCGCAGUCGUUCUCUUCUUCACUCCUGUUCCAGCUGGACCCGAANAAACAGAGGCUAAAACAUUCAACUUUGGCGACUUCCUUCGCGGCCUUGACCUUGUCGGCUUCGCUCUCUUCGCACCCGCUAUUAUCCAACUCCUACUCGCGCUCCAAUGGGGCGGCACCACAUACCCCUGGAACAGCUCAACCGUCAUUGGUCUCUUCUGUGGCGGUGCGGCAACUGCUCUUGUGUUCUUGACCUGGGAGUAUUUCAAAGGCGACGAUGCUAUGGUACCCUUCUCCAUGGUUCGAAGACGCAUUUUCUGGUCCAGCUGCCUGACCGUCUUCUUCACCUUUGCAUCUAUGCUCAUCGUAAACUUCUUUUUGCCUCAGUAUUUUCAAGCUGUACGCGGCGCCUCGCCAACGAUGAGUGGUGUCGACAUGUUGCCUAGCAUAAUCAGUCAAAUGAUCUUCGCAAUCGUUUCUGGAGUCUUGGUCAGAAAGGUUGGAUACUUCCUUCCCUUUUCGAUCGCAUGCGGCAUUCUUACCGCCAUUUCAACCGGUCUCCUGGGCACGCUCGGACCUCAUACUUCCAUGGGCAAAUGGAUUGGGUACCAGAUUCUUGGUGGCGCUGGACGUGGCUGUGGUAUCCAAAUGCCCAUCAUCGCCAUCCAAAACUUGCUGCCCAAGUCACAGGCGUCUGUCGCCAUGUCACUACUCAUCUUCUCGCAGACAUUCGGUGGAGCUCUCUUCCUUGCUCUCGCACAAACCGUCUUCAACACUGGUCUCUCCUCGGCACUUGAACGGUAUGCGCCAGAGGUCGCUACAGAGACCAUCCUUGCGGCUGGUGCUACAGGAGUCAAAGAUGCCGUUUCUGCUGCUGUGCUGCCUCAGGUAUUGCAGGCAUACAGCGUAGCCAUCAACCAUGUGUUCUACCUCGGCGCUGGUGCAGCCGCAGCAGCUACAAUUGCUUGCUUGGGUAUGGGUAUGCAUAGCAUCAAGAAGGCCAAGGUCGAGGCAGUUGUCGCUGUGCCCGAGAAAGAAGUCGUUUGA